Molecule: messenger RNA, 3074 nt
Organism: Argiope bruennichi
Lineage: Eukaryota; Metazoa; Arthropoda; Arachnida; Araneae; Araneidae
Exons: 4
Coding region: 35-2854 (939 amino acids)
Source: RefSeq, a predicted model, not a curated record
AUCUAACUUCCCAGUGAUCUCAGCUAGCUUCAAAAUGAGAAAAAAGAUGAAUAUUAUACUGUGGAUGGGAAUUUUCCUGAUCGCCAUCGAGUCAGGUGGAUGCGAUUUAUCUUACUUUCGCGAAAGAAGUAUUAGAGAUACAGGUAGGAGAGUUAUGAAGUUUGAAACUUCAGACCGAAUUAAUAGAUACAGAAUGUUAGACAAAAGGACAUUUCCUCUAGAAAAAUCUUUUACACUUGAAAUUGAUACUGAUACAAAGGCAACUGAUUCUGAAUCUGGAUCAAUGAUUAUACGUAAGGUAACAAGAGAAACAUUUCAGAUAUCUAAAUUUUCUGAUAAGAAGGAUAGAAGUAGAAGGAAUUCCAUGAAAGAACGAAGUACAAGCAAAUCUGUGAUAAAAUCAUUACUCGACAUGGGCAAUGAUAUUCAAUUAUCGAAGAUGUUAGCUUUAAGUGAUGAGUCUUCACUGAAAGCAAAUGAACCAACUCGAAUUAGGCGUGACAUUACGAUGCAGCGAAGAUUAUCGAAUGAAAGAAAACAUCGAUUAUCAGAAGAAAAUCGAAUUAAUCGAUUUAGAGGAAAUAGAAAAUCGAGUAGGUUGAAUAUCAGAUGGGAAAACAACAACGACGAGACAAUGACGAAAAUACGUUUCCGGGAUUCCGAGGUUAGAAAAACAGUUAGAUUAGCAAAAUGGGAAACAACAGAUUUCAGUAUUCCUUCAAUUGGUAUUUUCCGUAGACAAACUCGCCUAGGUGUUUCAAAACAGUUUUCUUUUAAAGAUCGAGUUAGAAAUAAUAUUCGACAAGAAACGAACGGUGCUGAGGGAUUUAUUCGAAAAGACAGGUAUAACACAAGGAAUUUAUCGAAUAUAAAACUUACCGAACUUUCAACAGAACGGAAUACAGAGAGUAAAUUACAAAAACCAAGAUAUGAGCGUCAUUUAUUAGUUCCUAAGAGAGAACUGAAAAUACCAUCAGAGGAAGUCAGAGUUAAGACGAACAUUGGUAAACGAUCUCGGAAAAGUAUCAGGACAAACGAUAUUAAAUAUGGAAAUAUGGAGGAAACAGUAAACGAGCAAAAAAGUGGUAGAGGAUUAAAAAGAACACUCGACCAACGAUUAGAUUCUAGUCGACGUCAGUUCAUCGAAGCUGUAGUAAAACAUCGGCAAAAUCGAAUGGCUUUGUUCGAGUCUGGAAGAAUCAGAAAUCAAUUACAAACAACAAGAAACGGACGUAAUUAUGGCAUAGAAAGUUCUAAUGGAAUGCAAAACAGGCAGAGAACAGACAUUCUAGGUUUUAAUCGAAGAAAUAAGGAUGCUUCCUCUAGAAAAAUUGCAGCUUCGGGCGAAGUACGAGAAUAUAACAAUCAAGAUAAACAGACCAGAAGAAACGAACGAAAUUUUCGCAUAGAACAUUCUGAAAGAAUUCGAAACAGGCAAAGAACAGACGUCCUGAAUCCCAGCAGGAAAUAUAGGGAAGUUUCAACUAGAACUAUUGCAACUGCAUUUCAAGCACUUGAAACUGAUAAUUCGAAUAGGAAAUUAAGAACUUGCGAUCUAAAUUCGAAUCGUCACAUUGACAAACGAUUUUCACGACUGACAGCUAAUGAAUUUACAAGCGAAAGUAUUCAUUUCAAAAGAGAAAUUAAACUUUCAAAUAAAAAUAGGCAAUCCAUGAUGCGGGCUGGCAACAAAGAAAAUAUUCCGUAUGACUUACCAACUCGUGGCAGAAGUAUGCGAAUUCAAGAUAGAGCAAAGAAUAUUCUCAAUAAUAAAAUGAGUAGAACUACAGAGAAUGAACUUGAACGCAAACAACGGAAUGUUCGUUCAGAUGAAAGGCUUUCAACCCAUUUUCGAUCUCAGAUCAAUAACGAACUAUCUGUUUCGAAACUUCAUGAUACUCGAAGUAGAAACGGAAACAUAAGGAUAAGAAACAACAGAGAAAACAAUAUGGAAGCUAGACGAUCUAUCAUGAAACUGGCAACACCUCUGAGUGGACGUUUUGUUAAGUCACUGGAUGAUGUCAGAACCUCAGUAAAUAAUGAUAUCACUAAUAUUAGAAAGAUAGUUACUAGUUCAUCAAGAUUGAAAGAAAACAUACAGAUGGUAAGACUGCAUGACAAAAAAUUUAGAUCUAUUAUCAUGAAUAUGCUCAAUUCAAAUAAAAGAACCGCAUCAAACCAACGUUCAGAACAAAGGAUCGAAAACAUACAUAUGAGCAAAAGAAAUGAUGGACGUAUCCGAAAAGAGCUAAUAAGUUACAGAAUUUCUGAUUUCCAUAAUAGAAGAUCUGAACACCGAAUAAACGGAGAUCGAAGUUUUAGAAGUCAUAGAACCAGAGAUGAAUUUAAACCAUCGAAACUCAGAAUUUCUUCUGAUUUGAUGAGAGAAUUAUCAUUUCGAAAAGCAGAACAAAUACGAAAAGAAUUAGGUCGUCGAGAUAGUGAUCGCCAGCAGCGAAGAAUCGCUGUUCGAUCAUCACCCAUGCAUCUCAUUUUCACUUCUAAACUUCAUUCUACAGCAACGAAUUCCACAUCUAAGGAUAAUGGUUAUGGUUACUCUGUUACGAAAUUUCGAGAAACAGUUUCUUCGAAAAAGUCCACUGUCUUCUUAGGUCGUAUUGCGAAGUUGAAUAGAUCAGUUGCUGCACCAAAGUCUUCGUCUUCCAAUAAGUCUUUCAUGGAAUUUUAUGAAUAUAUAUCUGAGAAACGCAGGAGCUUUAUUUCUCUGAUCCUGAAUGUGAUGCUCGGAUUGGCUGUUAUUGUCUUCUCUUCCGAUGAUAAGAAUAAAGGUUUCAUCCCACGUCGUUUGACACCAUUCGUCGAUGGUUUCUUGAAAUACACUACAGUUAUUUGAAAGAGUUUUUAAAACCCUAUUCUGUAAUUAGCUCUUCGAAAUAUAUUUAAUUUAGUCAUAAACGUGAUUGUGUGAAGCAUCUGUUAACAAAUAUGUGAUAAUAUAUGUAUCUUGUGGUUGAUAGUAGUGAUAUUUGUUUCAUGUAGGCAACAGAAAGUGAUAUUUAUUCAUUAUUAAUGUAGUAUAUGUAUCAUAUAGACAAUGCAGAAUGAGAAAUAAA